Varanus komodoensis (Komodo dragon) is the source of this 1873-nucleotide messenger RNA. RefSeq names its product DEAD-box helicase 47 (gene DDX47). Gene Ontology annotation, molecular function: ATP binding; nucleic acid binding; RNA helicase activity. The transcript is spliced from 13 exons. Bases 7 to 1344 code for a protein of 445 amino acids. The record is from RefSeq and is a predicted model, not a curated record. NCBI's taxonomy places the organism in Eukaryota, Metazoa, Chordata, Lepidosauria, Squamata, Varanidae.
UGUUUGAUGGCGACGAGCAUGGAACAUGAGGAAGCGGCCGAGGAGACCGUGAAAACCUUUAAAGAGUUGGGAGUUACAGAUGUGCUAUGUGAAGCAUGUGAUCAGUUGGGAUGGAAGACCCCUACAAAGAUCCAGGUAGAGGCUCUUCCAGUUGCACUCCAAGGCCGUGACAUCAUUGGCUUAGCAGAGACAGGUUCUGGAAAAACGGGGGCUUUUGCUUUGCCCAUCCUUCAGACCCUACUAGAGACACCUCAGCGCUUCUUUGCUUUGGUACUCACACCUACCCGGGAGUUGGCUUUUCAGAUCUCGGAGCAGUUUGAGGCUCUUGGGUCUUCCAUUGGUGUCCAAUGUGCUGUUAUUGUAGGAGGAAUAGACAUGAUGGCCCAGUCUUUGGCCCUAGCCAAGAAACCACACGUAAUAAUUGCUACACCUGGGCGCCUUAUUGAUCACCUUGAGAACACAAAGGGCUUCAAUUUGAGAGCUCUGAAAUACCUAGUUAUGGAUGAAGCUGACCGAAUCCUCAACAUGGACUUUGAAACUGAGGUAGACAAGAUCCUGAAAGUGAUUCCCAGAGACAGGAAGACAUUUCUCUUUUCUGCUACAAUGACUAAAAAGGUGCAAAAACUCCAGCGUGCAGCUCUUAAGGAUCCUGUAAAAUGUGCAGUUUCAUCUAAGUAUCAGACAGUUGAAAAAUUACAGCAGUAUUAUGUAUUUAUUCCUUCCAAGUUCAAGGACAGCUACCUUGUCUACAUUUUGAAUGAACUUGCUGGGAACUCAUUCAUGAUAUUCUGCAGCACUUGCAACAAUACUCAGAGGACGGCCCUCCUGCUUCGGAAUCUGGGCUUCACUGCAAUCCCCCUCCAUGGACAGAUGAGUCAGAACAAGCGAUUGGGAUCACUGAACAAGUUCAAGGCCAAGGCACGUUCCAUCCUUCUGGCUACUGAUGUUGCUAGCCGGGGCCUGGAUAUCCCCCACGUUGAUGUGGUGGUGAAUUUUGACAUUCCUACCCAUUCCAAGGAUUACAUCCAUCGGGUGGGCAGAACCGCUCGAGCCGGGCGCUCCGGGAAAUCCAUCACUUUUGUCACACAGUACGAUGUGGAGCUCUUCCAGCGCAUCGAGCACCUGAUUGGCAAGAAGCUGCCUGCCUUCCCCACACAAGAGGAGGAGGUCAUGAUGCUGACAGAGCGUGUGGCUGAAGCACAGAGAUUUGCACGGAUGGAGUUGCGUCAGCAAGGGGAAAAGACAAAGCGCUCUCGGGAAGAGGCAGACGAAGAUGACGCAGAAGGAGCAAUGGGUGUCAGGAACAAAGUUGCUGGUGGGAAAAGGAAAAAACGGAAAGCUUGAGAAGUGCCUGUCACCAGACUUUCUUUGUUCCAUGCAUCUGGGGAGUGGGCCUUCUGGGUGUCAUCAGUCCAACCCCAAUAUUAGACUGAUCAUCCAGUGCUAACCAGAAAGCAAGACAUUUUCUGCUCUACUAGCUUCUUUGCAAAUUGGGCAUUCCAGUUGCUCACACGUAAUCCAGAAACAAUUCUCCUGCAGACCUGGACAAUGUGUCCUAACUUUGUAGAUGCUCUUAACUUCUUCAGCCCACGAGUGUUCUGUUCACUGGAAGGUAGCAGGAGAUUCUGUAAACUUGUUAUAGACAGUGGAAUUAUGACAGAACCUUUUCAACCUGCGGCUGCUUGGUUACGGAGAGUGACUUCUGCAUCCUAUAACCAUUUUAAGAAAAUUGGUCAACCCCCUACUCAAAGACACAACAACUUUGUACUGUUUCCAGAUGUACCAGGAGAAGAUGGAAUUCUGUAAUUGCCUUUUAUGGUGGGACCUGAUAGGGGAAGAGAGAAUAAUAAUAAAAAGUUCUCUUUAAAUCCAA